CUUUUACAUGAAGUUCUCUCCAUCACAUCCCAUCUCUCCCCCCUGUCCAGCUUCUCUCUCUUCUCGCCUGCUCGAGUGAAGCAGAGCGCAUUUAAGAAAAGGACGGUCGUAGAAGAGGAUGCAUCGCCCUCCUGCUGAAAACGAGCGAUCUGUUUCCGGAAUACGUCAAGAAUGAUUUCCAGUAUUUUCUAGCGCAAAGGAUCAAUGAUAACAUUUUGGAAUUGCCUUGUAAUUCAUUGCGAACGGACCUCUGAUGCGUCGCAGUUUUGUGCAAGAAUACACGUCUGAACUUCGGAUUUACGCAUCGUUGUCACUGGCGACUGAGCUGCGGAGAAGUGCAGCUCCAUCACACUUGCUCACACACACACAUACACACACACACACACACACACACACACACACACACGCACACGCACACACAAGUUCACAUCAGCUGCUGGUGUUUUACAAUCUACGGGAGUGUACGCGUAGAAUAAACGCCUUAGUCAUGUGCGCGCAUGCUCCGAAAACUUCCCGCGCAGAUCGUUUUAAACGCUAACAGCUCGAACGCAACGGCUAUAAAUAGAGCUCAGGUAAAACAUGAGAGAGUCUCGCCGCAGAUCUGGUGCUCGUAACCGCAGUAAAGGCAGAAGGGAAGCGGUUUGUCUGUUCGGGGUUGUGCGUAAAGGCGCCGGUGAGCGUCGCCGGGACCCGGAGCUCUCCAUCUGGCGCUCUGCUGAGGAACAGCCGCUGUCGGGGCUGGAGAGAUUGACUGUGACGAGGUGGAGAAAAAAUGAGACACGACGAUUCUAACAGUUAAAACACUUCUUUUUCUACGCGUAGAGGGCGAAUUCGCGACUGUAAAUAUCAUUUGUAACAAUUAAAUGUUUUACUAUUCUUGUAGGUAUACGUGCGUUUAGAUUUUAAAAUAGGUAUUAGUGAAAUACAUGUAUUCAGAUGAGAAAUUAUCAUCAUAUUUAACCUAUUUAAUUGCAAUAAUUCCUCUUUGUAGUUAGUAUUUAUAUUUAAACAUUAUACUGAUGGCAUAUUAGCUCUGAUUUUUUUACUAACAUUUACUAUUGGGUAUGACAUGCGGAGUUGUACAGAAUUACAUAAGGAAUGAAAGUUUGAGAGCCGAGUGCGUUCAGACAUAUGAUUGCAAGCAAACAUGUUGUGGUCAUCCACCGAUCUGCAGAGCUUUAGAGGAACAUUUGACCGGCUGAUGGGAAGGAUUCAUUCACAAGUUAUACAGAAGCAAGUGACUUAAUUGUAAACGGGACUGGAAUAUGAUUGGAGAAGGACCAUUUGGACAUUUUGUUUUUCUUGGUGGCUUGAGAUUACUUCUGGAUCCUGGACUGGGAAUAAUUAAGAAGGAAUAAGGGAUUGUACUGGCUCAUACGGUUGCAUUUCUGCCUUAGACGCCGCUCGGCUCCGGCGGAAAAGCAUCGCCACCGGGAAGCAGCCAAGCAUGGAGAUCCCACCCACUGCCCCCCCACAACCCUUCCGACAAUCCGUGAGUAACCCACCUUUCCGUCCCCGGUCCCUCUCUCCAUCCCUGUCCCUAUCGCUGCCGUUCGCUCCAUCGCCCCUGUCGCCCUCGCUGUCCCCGUCCCAUUUACAGUCCCAAAAGCGAAUCAGCACUCCUCCGCUGCCUCGUUCUCUCCCUCUCUCCCCGAGCGUCUCUCUGACUCUCCCACCCUCUGUCCCGCUCUCCCACUGGGCUGCUGGUGAGUGGAAGGUUGUGGGUUCUAAUCCAGGGACGGGAUCCAGUGUGGCGGCACUGCCCUCUCUUGAGAGUUUCCUCAGUAGAAGACUGAAGGGGUCCAUUAAACGGGCCAAGAGUCAGCCCAAGCUGGACCGAACCAGCAGCUUCCGCCACAUGAUCCUCCCUCGCUUCCGCAGCGCCGACCAGGAGCGGACUCGUCUGAUGCAGAGCUUCAAAGAAUCACACUCCCAUGAGUCUUUGCUGUCUCCCAGCAGCGCAGCCGAGGCCUUGGAUUUGACACUUGAUGAAGACGCCAUCAUCAAGCCUGUUCACUCCAGUAUAUUGGGACAGGAGUACUGUUUCGAGGUGAUAACUGCUUCAGGAACAAAGUGUUUUGCCUGUCGGUCGGCUGCGGAGCGAGACAAAUGGAUCGAGAAUCUACAGAGAGCUGUCAAACCCAACAAAGACAACAGUCGGCGUGUCGACAACGUCCUGAAGCUGUGGAUCAUUGAGGCCCGUGAGCUCCCACCCAAAAAGCGCUAUUAUUGUGAACUGUGCUUGGAUGACAUGCUGUACGCUCGCACCACCAGCAAACCCCGUACCGACACUGUCUUCUGGGGUGAGCACUUUGAGUUCAACAACCUGCCUGCUGUCCGCAACCUCCGCCUUCAUCUGUACAAAGAGACGGACAAGAAGAGACGCAAGGAGAAGAGCACGUACCUUGGCUUGGUCAGCAUUCCCAUUUCCAGCAUCACUGGCCGUCAGUUUGUGGAGCAAUGGUACCCCGUCAUUCAGCCCAGUGUUCUGGCCAAGGGUGGCGGCGUCGGAGGAGGGAAGAUCAUCAAUGCCUCGCUGCGGCUCAAGUCACGCUUUCAGACCAUGAGCAUCCUGCCGAUGGAACUGUAUAAAGAGUUCGCAGAGUACGUCACAAACAACUACCGGACGCUGUGUGCGGUCCUGGAGCCACUGCUGAGUGUCAAGAGCAAAGAAGAAGUGGCCUGUGCUCUGGUGCACAUCCUACAGAGCACAGGGAAGGCCAAGGAUUUUCUGUCAGACAUGGCGAUGUGUGAGGUGGAUCGCUUCAUCGACCGCGAGCACCUGAUCUUCAGAGAAAACACCCUGGCCACCAAAGCCAUAGAAGAGUACCUCAAACUCAUCGGACACAAGUACCUCAAAGAUGUUUUAGGUGAUUUUAUCCGAGCGCUGUAUGAAUCAGAGGAGAACUGUGAAGUGGACCCGAUGCGAACUCCCCCUUCAAUACUGCCCGAACAUCAAGCCAACCUCCGGAUGUGCUGUGAGCUCGCCCUCUGCAAAAUCAUCAACUCAUAUUGUGCGUUCCCGCGAGAGCUGAAGGAAGUGUUUGCAUCAUGGCGUGUCCGCUGUGCUGAGAGAGGAAGAGAAGACAUUGCAGAUCGACUGAUCAGCGGCUCCCUCUUCCUGCGCUUCCUCUGUCCAGCCAUCAUGUCUCCAUCUCUGUUCAACCUCACGCAGGAAUAUCCCGAUGAGCAGACCUCACGAACACUCACACUCAUCGCCAAAGUGGUCCAGAACCUCGCAAACUUCUCCAAGUUUGGCAGUAAGGAGGAGUACAUGUGCUUCAUGAAUGAGUUUCUGGAGAUGGAGUGGGGCUCCAUGCAGCAGUUUCUCUAUGAGAUCUCCAAUCUGGACAGUGUGAGCAAUGCUGGGGCCUUCGAGGGCUACAUUGACCUAGGCCGCGAGCUCUCCAUCCUGCACAGUCUGCUCUGGGAGGUUAUGGCUCAGCUGAGCAAGGAUGCCAUCAUCAAACUUGGACCAUUGCCCCGCCUCCUCAAUGACAUCAGCAUGGCCCUCCGCAACCCUCACCUGCAGAGGCAGCCCAGUCAUCAGACAGACAGACAGCCUGCAGAGAGACAGACAGACCGACUGCUGUCCCGACCCAGCUUCAACAGGGGCGUCUCGUCUGAGUUCCAGAAUCUCAUGAUGAGAGACCUUAACAGUUCAGUGGAGAUCACUCGUCUGCCCUCUCCAACUUCUGCCAUGUCCAGCGGUGGAGCUCCUCCAUCCCGUGCAGGAAUGGCUGGGUUUGCGGACCGCGAUCAUCCUCACCGAGCCUCGUCUAAAGAUGUUUUCUAUGGUGCCCGUCCCCCACUGGCCCGCUCCAGUCCAGCGUACUGUACUAGCAGUUCAGAUAUUACUGAUCCAGACCCAAAGGAUUCCAGAAUGAACAGCGUCUCUAACCUGCAGUCUAUGGGGGACAUGCUCAACUCUUCCCAGGCCUCGAUUGCUGGCCUCGGCAGCUACGGUGGGCUCGCAGGCUUGGGUGGAGGCCUCGGAGGUCAGCUGCGAGCCGGAGGACGUAUGUCGGCCGGAUCUGGCGGUUCCAGUAUGUCCGGGGGUCUGAGGUUGAGCCAGCUGAGCCAGAUGGGAACCACUACCGACUCCCUGUCCCAGCAGCAGCAGCAGCAGGCCGCCGCCCUCCGCUUUCCCCUGUCCUUCCAGAACCCUCUGUUCCACCUCGCUGCUGACGGACCGCAGCUUCACCACCAGCACAGUCGAGCUCAGCCUCCUCCUCCGCUCCUGCUGGCCCCAGAGCCGGACGGUUCUCACCCUACUUAUAUCCCACAGUUUGCACAUGGUGGUUUCUCCCGAAGUGAGGACCUCUCCACCCUCAGACCCGGCCCUCAUCUGGGCCAGCCAAGUAUUAUUCAUUCUCACAGCUACAGCGACGACUACAGCCGUCAUAACCAGAGCGACUACGGGCGACGACAGAUCUCCAUGCACAUGCAGGAGCAGCAGCAGAUGGCAGGCAUGGCAUCGCAGACUGGCACAUCUCAUUCAUCUCUCGCCACUCCUCCUUCCACUGUUCAACCUGUUCGUCAAAGCUCCAUGGCUCCUCCCACGCAGCGCAUGAAAUCACAACCCUCACAUCAGCUUUCUGUGAGCUCUGCCGCUGGUGCCCCUGCGUCCAAAACCAGGCCGCAGAGCGGAAACCUGCUCCAGUCCCCGGAGUCUGGCUUCGGGGGCCGGCAGCAGGGCCCUCGGCAGCAGCUGUCUGUCAAAGACAGCACCCCACCCGGCCUGCCGCAUCAACAGAGCUCCACCAGGGAGAGUCAGGGAUCCCAGGGCUCUCAGGGUGGAACGCCGCAGUCCACGCAGCAGUCCAAAUCACAUCAGGAACGGCAGCAGGUCCAGCAACAGCAUCUGCUCAAGCCUACCAUGAGCAAACAGGGCUCUUCACAAUCUCCAUCCACCCUGAACCCGCAGACCCCUGCCUCUGAGCGGACGGUCGCCUGGGUCUCCAACAUGCCCCAUCUUUCUGCUGACAUAGAGAGUUCCCGCAUCGACAGAGAAGAGUUCAAGCUGAAGGAGUACUCCAAGAGCAUGGACGAGUCCCGUCUGGACCGGGUGCGCGAGUAUGAGGAGGAGAUCCACUCACUGAAGGAGCGUCUGAUGAUGUCCCACCGCAAGUUGGAAGAGUACGAGAGGAGGCUGUUAACUCAGGAGCAGCAGACCAAUAAAAUCCUGCUGCAGUAUCAGAGCCGACUGGACGACAGCGAGAGGAGACUCCGACAGCAGCAGAUGGAGAAAGACAACCAAAUUAAAGGAAUUAUUGACAGACUCAUGGCGGUGGAGGACGAGUUGAGAGUAGGAGUGGUGCCUGAACACAAACCCAGAGUAUUUGCGGAUCAGGAAAAGCAGCUUUCCGCCUUGGGUUCAGCAGACCCCGGUGUGAGUUUUGGAGGAGAAAUGACCAGCGCUUCUGGCUUUGUUGGAGUCUCCCCUUCGGACAAAUCCUCCACCCGAUCCCCCCAGAAUGGAAUCGCGUCCUUCCCGUUAGUUCCCCCUCCUCGUUCAAUUCCUCACGCACAACUCUGGCCGAACGGCAACCAAAAAUCUGCAAUGGAUUGGAGGGCAAGUUUGGAGGGGGAGCAGGUCAAUAACAACGCUAAUCAAAUUUGAAAAUUUUUUAGGAAUUCCGAAGACAUUGUAAGGAUGAAGCUUCAGCAGUUGUUUUUUUUUUUUUUUUUUGUACAUUAGACUGAGGACAAGUGGGAGGUGGGACACGUCAUUACUUGCACCAUCUAAAACAAAAGGGCUCUCCAUUGGAUUCGAUGUGUUAUUCUGAAAUCACGUUUUCUUUGGAUCAAAGUUUAAAGCCCCUUGCACAUACAGUACCUCCACCAGGUCAUCCAAACCACUGGAAAGUGCUCGAUUCAGGUUCCAGGUUUUUUUUUUUUUUUGACUGAGCUCCCUCAUCUUGUGUAAAACCAAUUCCAAGAAGCUUGGAAUGACCCCGGGAAUGGUGGGCAAACAAACUAUACAUACAUGUUUAGUGAUCAAGAUUUGACCCACGAACACAUGCCAGCUUUGUCAUGUCGUCUGGCUUCCCUAGUGCCUUUCUGUAUCUCCUGACAGGGUUUUUAAAUGAACAUGAGAAUAACGACAGCAGAAUUGCAGAAACGGUAGUGCAAACUCAUUUAGGAGAAAUUGAUGUGCUCUUCUGCUUUAAUGUGACACUGAAAAUGUCAAGCUUUGGAGUCCGAUCGUGGCUCGGGUUUUUGCGGACAAUGUCUGGAAGUGCUUGUGGCUUGAAUUGCCUCACAAGACUGAACUUGUGCAAUGUUUUCUCUUCUCAAUCUCAGAACCUAUGUGUAUUUAACUGGUGCUAUGGAUUCUCUGUGUCACGUUCACCGCCUCCCAUUUUGUCAUCGUCCUAAAUGUUCAUAAUGUGUCUCCCAUUCAUCUCCUUACAGGCCGAUUUUGACAUUCUUUCGGUUUGUGUGUGUGUGUGUGUGUGUGCAAUGUGAGGUGAGUGCGAGGUGAUCUCUGUCAGGUCAAAACCCUUUUUACUAAAACAAGAUGCCAGGGCAGAACGCGGUUGUGGUUUUAAGGUGUUUUUAUACAAGAUGGAUAUUUUUGGACAUUUCUAAUAAGAAAAACUUUGUGGGGGGGUUGUGGGGGUAAAGUCAAUGUGGAAGUCAACUUGAAAGCAACCAAUUUUAUGUCCAUAAAGUAAAAUGGGAAAUUUUACUAUAUUUUACCCUAUGGGAAUUGACUGAAUUGUAAUAAUAGGUGUUAUAUACAAUAAUCCUAUCCAAUGGCUGAAGAAUAUAAGGAUUUUUUGAGGUCUUGUACAAAAGUGGUGCAAGCUAUAUUUUUUCAAAAUAUAAUACAUGUUUUUUAAUUCAGAACAGCAUGCACCAAAUAAUCAUGAAUAAUAAGACCAAGAAUGUGCUCUGAAAAGUAAACAAACACUUGCACCUUUUCUUGCAUUUUGGCAGAGGUUUUUAUUCAAAGCGACUUAAAAUAUACAUUUUUGCACUUCAUACUUUUUUUCUGGGAAUCGAACUAAUGACAGUAAGCCAUUUUGGCCUACAUGAUUGCUACAAAUAAACUACGCAGUGUCCAUUUUGAUUUCACUUUAAAUUUGGAUCUCGAAAGUAGUUUUGGGCAGCACUGAGUGAUCCUUUUAAGAAGGAUCUUGUUAGACGACUCACUCGACAAAAUAAUCAGAGCUCUGCACUGUACAGAAAUAUCGCUAGCUAUAAUCUUUCCUUUCAAUAUCACUGCCAUCUGAUACUGAUUGUAUUCCUCAUCGUUCACUGCAGUUUUCGUUUUAUCGUUUGUUUUUAUGAUUAAUCGAUUCAUUGUCAUGUUUCUACAGACUCAAGACAUUCACGUGGCUUUGCUGAUUUACAAGUCAUUCAUUUUGUAACCCAAUUCAUGUUGUUGCAUUGUAAACACUUCAAGUAGUUCUGUGUGUAUCACAGCUACACCAACACAGCAGGCCUAGAUGAGAGCGAGGAGGUUUCAAUCGUAACUGCACAAUAAAAUCAAAUCGCUGA
Messenger RNA from Danio rerio (zebrafish), 7509 nucleotides. The record is from RefSeq and is a predicted model, not a curated record. NCBI's taxonomy places the organism in Eukaryota, Metazoa, Chordata, Actinopteri, Cypriniformes, Danionidae.